Messenger RNA from Sungouiella intermedia, 438 nucleotides. Lineage: Eukaryota; Fungi; Ascomycota; Pichiomycetes; Serinales; Metschnikowiaceae. The record is from the annotation of a GenBank genome assembly.
AUGGUUAAGAAAGUGUUACUUAUCAACGGUCCAAACUUGAAUUUGCUCGGUACUAGAGAGCCAGAGAAGUACGGUACGACUACCCUAAAAGAUCUUGAGGCUGAAGCCCAUGCCCAGGUGUCCAAGCAUGAGGGAGCUGAGUUGUUCACCUACCAAAACAACACGGAAGGUUUCAUCAUUGAUCGUAUCCAUGAGGCAAAACAUCAAGGUGUCGGGUUCGUGAUCAUCAAUGCUGGUGCCUACACCCAUACCUCGGUGGGAAUCCGUGAUGCUUUAUUGGCUACGGGCAUUCCUUUCAUUGAAGUGCACAUCACCAACGUUCACCAGAGAGAGCCAUUUAGACACCACCUGUACCUCCUGGACAAGGCGAUUGCUGUGAUUGCCGGUUUGGGAGUCUAUGGCUACACUGCAGCCAUUGAGUAUGCCUUGAACUACUAG